Messenger RNA from Penicillium hordei, 372 nucleotides. RefSeq names its product Zn(II)2Cys6 transcription factor domain-containing protein. The transcript has 2 exons. Gene Ontology annotation, molecular function: DNA-binding transcription factor activity, RNA polymerase II-specific; zinc ion binding. The record is from RefSeq and is a predicted model, not a curated record. Gene Ontology annotation, biological process: regulation of DNA-templated transcription; response to xenobiotic stimulus. NCBI's taxonomy places the organism in Eukaryota, Fungi, Ascomycota, Eurotiomycetes, Eurotiales, Aspergillaceae. Bases 1 to 372 code for a protein of 123 amino acids.
AUGGACUAUUCUUCUUUACACACGAUAUCAACACCGAAGCGCAAACACUCUAGGGUUGCUUGUGAGCCUUGCCGGGAUCGUAAAAGGAAAUGCAAUGGGCAAAGCCCAUGCAAUACCUGUAGCGACUGGGGCUACGAGUGCCACUACAGAUGCCAGCCAACUUCACCAUCCCAGCCGCCUUCUCUUGCGCUGAUCGCAGCACCGUUUGAUGCUGCACCAGCAAAGUCAGACACUACGCUGAAGAAGAACGAACGACAGUAUGGCGAGAAAGUCUUACGAUGCCUAGAGGCAAACCCUGGGGCGUCAUUUGUAAGAAACAUUAGUAUCAAGAUCGACGCGACAGAUGCACCUAAGAUGAACCUUUUUGGAUGA